Molecule: messenger RNA, 2985 nt
Organism: Nylanderia fulva
Lineage: Eukaryota; Metazoa; Arthropoda; Insecta; Hymenoptera; Formicidae
Molecular function (GO): nucleic acid binding; ATP binding; RNA helicase activity
Source: RefSeq, a predicted model, not a curated record
UACUCCUCCUGCCUCCAUCCGUCCCGUCCGGAGCCUGUCAAGAUUGUGAAGCAGCUCCGUUCGCCGGCUCCUGUGGGUUGAGUCCGUGGAUUUAAUUUGCUGUAGCCGAGAGCGACAGCACGUCACGAAGCGUGGAACAGAUCACCAUUCCACGUCCAUAAUCUCGUUCGCCGCACGCUAAGAGCCAAUUUCACCAAGUGCUAAGUCGUGUCGCUGACCAGCAACUCUUCUCGAGGACUUCCGGAUAGAGAGAGAGAGAGAAAGAUAGAACGAGUCAAACCGUUCACCGAAACAUUGUAGAGUCAAAUAAAGCAUGCAAUACAACGGAUAUCCGCAAACGCAUGGCAGUUAUAGGCCCAGAGGAACUAGAGACCAUGUUAAUCGUACUGGAGGAAGUGGUGGAACUUAUUGGAACAGUCAGCAACAAACCCAAAAGGAAUACGGAACAAAGAAACAGAACAGGAAGACCCCAGGCGAUUUAUUAAAAAAACCUAAUUGGGAUCUGACAAAAAUGCCUGCGAUAACAAAGAGUUUAUAUGUUCCCCACAUAAAUGUUCUAAACAGAACACAUGACGAAAUCAGCAAAUAUCAUGCAAGCAAGGAGAUUACUGUCAAAGGCAACAAUACACCCUCUCCAAUCCAGGCCUUUGAGGAAAGCAAUUUUCCAGAUUAUGUAAUGGAGGAAAUCAAAAAGCAAGGAUUUGCUGAACCCACUGCAAUUCAAGCACAGGGGUGGCCAAUUGCACUUAGUGGACGAGAUCUUGUUGGAAUUGCGCAAACUGGGUCUGGAAAAACUUUGGCUUAUAUCCUUCCAGCCACGGUGCACAUUAAUCAUCAGCCUCGUCUUAGUCGCGGGGACGGUCCGAUUGUUUUGAUUCUCGCCCCCACGCGCGAGUUGGCCCAACAAAUUCAAACAGUUGCACGCGACUUUGGCUCGUCAUCAUGCAUUCGCAAUACCUGCAUCUUCGGCGGUUCGCCAAAGGGACCUCAGGCUCGCGAUCUUGAACGCGGGGUGGAGAUUUGCAUCGCGACACCCGGGAGAUUAAUCGAUUUCCUGGAGAAGGGCACCACGAACCUACGUAGAUGCACUUAUCUAGUGUUGGACGAGGCCGACCGAAUGUUGGACAUGGGUUUCGAGCCGCAGAUCCGAAAAAUCAUCGAGCAAAUCCGGCCUGAUCGACAGGUGCUCAUGUGGUCCGCCACUUGGCCCAAGGAGGUUCAGGCACUCGCCGAAGACUUUCUCACCGAUUACAUCCAGAUCAACAUCGGCUCUCUGACUUUGGCAGCGAAUCACAAUAUCCGGCAGAUCAUCGAGAUCUGCCAGGAACACGAAAAGGAAAUGAAAUUGGCGCAACUGUUGCGCGAAAUCGCGACCGAGCGUGGCAGCAAGAUGAUCAUUUUUGUGGAGACGAAGAAGAAGGUGGACGAUAUCACGAAGACGAUAAAGCGCGACGGCUGGUCAGCGAUCUCGAUCCACGGCGACAAGUCGCAACCGGAACGGGAUUACGUGUUGUCGGAGUUUCGUAACGGAAAGACCAUGAUUCUCGUCGCGACCGACGUGGCGGCGCGCGGCUUGGACGUCGAGGACGUUAAGUACGUCAUCAACUUCGAUUAUCCCAAUAGCUCCGAGGACUACAUCCACAGGAUCGGCAGAACUGGUCGCUGCCACAUGGCCGGCACUUCCUACGCUUAUUUCACGCCGAAUAACGCGAGACAGGCGAAGGAGUUGAUCGCGGUGCUGGAAGAGGCCGGCCAAGCUAUAAAUCCGCAACUGGCGGACAUGGCAAACUCAAUGAGAAACCAAUACGGGAAAGGACGACAGCGAUGGAGCCACGGACGUGGCAAGCAGGACAGCGUGCUGUCUCACGGCAGUCCCAGAAACAAUAUUAGUCCGACGAUAAACAACUGGCAGAGCCAGCACAUGCCCCAUCAGACGAGUCAGCACGGACACAACAAUCACAACCAGGUGGCGCAGGAGAAGAUGGUGGCGCGUCACCAGCGUAACCCGGGCGGCUAUCAACCCAAUCGGCAGAACAGCUAUCAGCCGCAGCACUCCUAUCAGCAGCAGCACCAGCAACCGCAUCAGCAGCAGCGACAAUCCACCGGUGGCUAUCAGAACAGCUACCAGACGGCCAACAACGCGUGUCAACCGACGCAUCAGACUGCCCCGAGCGCGCCCAGGUACCAGGGUGGACGGACCAGCGGUUAUCAGGGAGGUAAUCGUUUCCAGAACCGGCAGAAUGGCUUCAACGGUGGUCAGAACGGGCCGAACGUCUACUCGAUGCCGCCGCCGUUCAUGAUGCCGUCCGGCGGCCCCGCGGAUUCCGGGAUACAGAACCUCGUCAACAACAAGUUCUUCCAGACCAACCGGCCGCCGCCCAACGCCGGCGCUUGCGCCUAUCAAUCGAUGGGCCAUUACAGCCAGUUCCAGGCGGUGCCGACCUACGGUUACCCCUAUCCGCCUACCCCGGUGCAGCAGUGACGCUUCCCGCGGUGCAAGACCGUCGGAGUACGGGCUAAAUGAAGUGAAGUAGGUAAGCAAGCAAGCAGGCGGCGGCCCGCUUAUCGGGCGCCUCUCUGCAUAUGAUAGCGGAUUUCAAUUUAGCUGCAGUAGACUGCCGAUUUAUCGUCCGAGGAAAAAAAGGCUGACUAAAUUUUCGAGUACACUGUAAACAAAUAUAUAAUAUAUUGCGUAAACGUAAAAAAUGUAAAGUUACAUCAAUAAUGAGUGUAAAAUUUCAUUAUUUAUCGUGUAAUUUUACAUCUAUUUAUGGAAUUUUACAUAUGUUUAUGCAAUAUAUUAUAUAUUUUUUACAGUGUAUGUAUUAUAUUUUCUUGGGAGAAAUUCAACUGAAAUUUUAAAUUGGAGUUUCUCGUGGGACUUAAUUGAUUCGUGAAUAUCUUUUUAAUAUCUUGUAAAGAAGAAUUGUUUGUUUGCGAGGAAUAAAUUAAUUAUUAAUAUUACUUUCUCAAGUUCUCUCUAAA